GCUAAUCAGGGACAAUGUUGUAAUUCUUCUGUGUCUGACAGAUGGCAAAGAAACAAAUGAUGGAACUGAUAGCGAGUAAAAAAGUGACCCUCCACCACUGUGACGUAGCAGCAAUGCCUCUCAGAGACAGCACUGUGGACAGAGUCUUUCACUGUAACUGCUACUACUUCUGGCCUGAUCUUAGAAAAGGAGCCGCAGAAAUCCACCGGGUGAUGAAGCCAGGAGCCCUGAUGGUCACAACUCUGAGGCUUUCUCGUGUGGCUACGAUUGCAGCGAAGGGGGUGAUGCCAGGGGAAAACUGGCGCCCAGAGGCCUACAUGGCAGCUCUGAGAGACUCCGGCUUCACUGAUGUCAGAAUGGAGGACAAGCAGGACAGAAACAUUACUUUUCAGGCUAUCUUUGCCACUGCCUUCAAAUAAGAUUGUGUCGGAUCUACACUACUUGUGCGAUUGUGAAGUGUAGUGUGAUUACAUCAGUCAUUAAUGGUCUUCCUUUUGAAGAUGGAAUAACUUGAACUUAUCAUAAUGAUAAACCUAUACAGAUGAGAAGUUUUUAUAUCAUUUCCUGUCAUUCCCUACAUGCAGUGUUCUUACAUCAGCACCAAUAUACAGUACGGUGAUUUUAAAACUUAGAAACAGCAUUACUGUGAAAAGUGGAAAUAAAACAUAAUGAAGGUUCAAGGUUCUUUAUUUGUCACAUGCAUAGUUAUACAAGUAUAACACACAGUGAAAUGUAACCUGACACGCU
Neolamprologus brichardi is the source of this 747-nucleotide messenger RNA. The record is from RefSeq and is a predicted model, not a curated record. Lineage: Eukaryota; Metazoa; Chordata; Actinopteri; Cichliformes; Cichlidae.